ACUACAAAGAGCCCACGCUUGCCGUAUAGCUACUCAUCAUCUUCAAUCAUCAAUGGCGGAUACAGUUUGUCCUCCUCUAUAUGAAAAAUAUUCUCGUAAAAACCAUAUUCAUAGAGUUUUGGACAUUUGUGUCCUCUUUCUUCUAACUUCUCUCAUUGUUUAUCGUCUUUUAACUCUCAAGAAUCAUGGUUUUUCUUGGCUUCUUGCUCUUUUAUGCGAGUCAUGGUUUACUUUUGUCUGGGUUCUUACUGUCAGCACAAAAUGGAACCCUGUGGAUUACAAAACAUACCCAGAACGCCUCCCUCAAAGAGUUCCACACUCAUUUUAGUUUGGUCUAAUAAAA
Messenger RNA from Jatropha curcas, 343 nucleotides. The record is from RefSeq and is a predicted model, not a curated record. NCBI's taxonomy places the organism in Eukaryota, Viridiplantae, Streptophyta, Magnoliopsida, Malpighiales, Euphorbiaceae.